Molecule: messenger RNA, 2409 nt
Organism: Saxophila tyrrhenica
Lineage: Eukaryota; Fungi; Ascomycota; Dothideomycetes; Mycosphaerellales; Extremaceae
Gene: ELP2
Product: Elongator subunit elp2
Exons: 1
Coding region: 1-2409 (802 amino acids)
Biological process (GO): tRNA wobble uridine modification
Cellular component (GO): elongator holoenzyme complex
Molecular function (GO): protein binding
Source: RefSeq, a predicted model, not a curated record
AUGUCAACGGCAGACUUGACCUUCUGUGCCGCUGGAGGUAACAGGCAUCCUUCAGCGGCCGAUUGGGCGCCUGAACUACUUGCAUUUGGAGCCGGUCAGAACGUUGCACUCUGGAAUUCGAAGGACCCAACGCCAUCGGGGAUAUCAGCCUUGUUGACGGGCCAUACUGGUACUGUGAACGCAGUUAAGAUAUUCAACGGACCGAAAGGCCGACGGAUCAUCACUGGCGCCGCGGACAACACGAUACGAAUCUGGAAGCAGACCGAUGGAACGUCGACCUUCGUUCAGGAGCAAUGCUUGGAAGAGCACAAGGGCUCUGUCAACGUCGUAUCGGUUCUACCGGACCGAGAUCUCUUCGUCUCCGGCGCAGCAGAUGGCACUGUGAGGAUAUGGGACGCCUUAGGCGACGAAGCAAGACUGGUGCAGACCAUGACGCUGAAGCCAAGAUACCUUCCGUUGGCAUGUGCACUUUUUGAGCUCGGCGACGGUGCGAUUGUGUUGGCUGUCGCAGGAACCUCAUCAUCCAUUCAGCUCUACUUCCGCGACGUAGAUGCAGCAGAGUUCAAAUUGCAGGCGACCUUGACGGGCCACGAGGGGUGGAUACGAUCCCUAGACUUUGUGCAAGAAUACACUGGCGAUCUUCUGCUUGCUUCCGCCAGCCAAGACAAGUUUAUUCGUCUGUGGCGGAUACAGGCGAAGAGUAACAACACGUCAACCGUGGGACUGGAUCUUACUGAAGCUGCGACUUCACAUAUCACCUCUCUAUCGAACAAAGCCCAUCAGAUAGGGAGUGCAGAUCGCAAGCACAACGUCACAUUCGAAGCGCUUCUAGUUGGGCACGAAGACUGGAUCUAUACGGGGCGAUGGGCGCCAAAGACCUCAGACAAGGAUCCUUUGACGCUUCUGUCAGCUUCAGCAGAUAACUCGUUGUCGAUCUGGCGACUUGACGAAUCUUCGAACAUCUGGGUGUGCCACACAAGACUCGGCGAGAUCAGCGCUCAGAAGGGUUCGACAACGGCGACGGGCAGCACAGGCGGCUUUUGGAUCGGGCUCUGGCAGCCUGACGGGUCGGGAGUAGCGAGCCUCGGUCGGACUGGUAGUUGGAGAAGAUGGGCAUACAGUCAAGCAGAAGACUCGUGGCUGCAGCAGGUCGGCAUCAGUGGACAUACCCAAGAAGUUCAGGGAUGCGCAUGGGCGCCAGACGGAUCCUAUCUACUGUCAACAAGCUCAGACCAGACCACACGGAUGCUGGCUCAGUGGCGACGAGAUGGCAUGAAUACCUGGCACGAAGUUGCUCGGCCUCAAAUACAUGGUUACGACUUGAACUGUGUCACUUCAACCUCUCCUCAUCAGUUCGUCUCUGGCGCCGACGAAAAACUUUUGCGGGUCUUUAACAAGCCAAAAGCUAUCGACGAGCUACUAUCAAAACUCUCGGGCACAACCACCUCGGUCAACGGACACCUACCAGAAGCUGCGAACAUACCAGUCCUCGGCUUGUCCAAUAAAGCUGUCGCUGCCGAAGGAGACGAAGACGUAGAUGGCGACGCCUUGUCGAAUGGCGAGGACGAGCAGGAAGCUGGGCCAGCUGCAGGACACAGGGGGAAAUCAUUGCUGGACCUCGAUCACCCGCCGUUCGAAGAGCAUCUUGCUCGCCAUACUCUCUGGCCAGAGCAUGAGAAGCUGUACGGUCAUGGAUACGAGAUAUCGGCUGUUGCGUCCUCACAUGACGGGAGUCUUAUUGCGACGGCCUGCAAGGCUAGUUCGAUCGACCAUGCCGUCAUUCGUCUCUACGACUGCCUAGAGUGGAGAGAGGUGAAGCCUUCUCUGACAGCACACAGCCUGACAGUCACUAGUCUGUCGUUCUCACCCGAUGACAAAUACCUGCUGAGCGUCAGUCGGGAUCGUGGCUGGUACGUCUAUGAGAGGGAUGCAACCGAUUCAAAAACUUUCACGAAAUUCUGCUCAAACCUGAAGGGACAUUCGAGGAUGAUCUUGGACUGCUCAUGGGCGCCACAGGACGUCGAUUAUGUGUUUGCCACCGCUGGACGAGACAAGACGGUCAAGUUGUGGAAGCUUGUCGACGGCAAAGCGGACCUCGUCCAAUCUAUCGCCGUCGACGUCGCUGUGACGGCGGUGGCAUACCAUGAGUCUACGGUGCAGAGCGUGGCAUAUAUUGCCCAUGGCACGGAGGAUGGCAGCAUUAGUAUUCUGCAAGUUGACAAGCAAGAACUUCAGCUGCUAUCCACCACUGUCAUCGACACAUCCAUAUCACCAUCGGCUGCCGUCAAUGCCCUCCGCUGGCGACCUGGAACCACGAACAUCAAUGGUGCCAAACAGGACGGACCGUUGCAGCUUGCAGCAGCAAGUGAUGACACUUCUGUGCGUAUCUACGAUAUCACAGCUGGGUGA